AUGUUUUACGCAAGGAAAGAAAGCGAGGAAACACAAGUGAGCACCCAAGGUAGACGAUUGGAAGGAAACCGUGUUUAUUGGCACUGCACAGUAGAUACCAGUACAACUUGUGUUCCAUGUCUUGCAUCAACUUUCACAGAUGAACCCAAUGGACUCACCAAGUGUUUUCCAUGUACUGUGUGUGCUACAGUUAAGGGACUAAAAGUCCAAAAGUCCUGCAUGCGAUUUGGAGAUACACUAUGCGAGCCACAGGAAGGUUUCCAUUGCAUUAAACAAAAAAAAGGCUCCUGUGAAUUGGCAGUGGAGCACUCUAAAUGUCAACCCGGUCAAUAUAUUGAAAACACUGGAACAGCUUUAAGUGAUACAGUAUGUGUUGAUUGUACAGAUGGAUCUUACUCAAAUGGCUCUGUAAUGUCCUGCUUACCACAUUCAAAAUGUGAGAUGAUGGGAUUUAAAGAAAAAAAAGCAGGAACAACAUCAUCUGAUGCUGAAUGUGAGAAAGUGACAUCAGUUGGACUUGUAGUGUUAGUCACGAUUGCAGUGGUUCUGGUAGUGGCUGGUACUGUGGCAGCAUUGUUAGCCUGCAUCAAAUACAGAAAAUGUAACCCACAGCACUCUAACAAAGAUGUUGAAUACAAAUCAAAACAACCAUCGGAGGAUGAUGAAACAGCCCAUUUCACUUCAACGAACCAGCAACAGAUCUCUGUGCCUGUGGACAUUUUGGAAUCUGCCCCACACUCUCUAUAAAGACAUCCAGUAGCUGUUCCACAACAUAUAAACUAAAAGGAGAAACCAGUAUUAGUAACAGAGUUGUCACAAUGGAUGCAGGCUUAUAAAACAGUAAACCAUGUUUACCCUAACAAUCAAUGAUCAAAUAUUAUUUCUCAUUUUCUUUCAUGUGAAAAAGUUUUUGCGUUUUUCUGUUGUGUUGAGGCGUGCAAUUAAUUAUUAAUAAACUGUGGUUAAAUUAGCCAGUUUCUACAGUGUUAAAUGUUGAUUUGUUAUUGUUUCUAAAACAUGCAAUAAAAUAAAAAUGCUA
This is a messenger RNA of Danio rerio (zebrafish), 1039 nucleotides long. NCBI's taxonomy places the organism in Eukaryota, Metazoa, Chordata, Actinopteri, Cypriniformes, Danionidae. The record is from RefSeq and is a predicted model, not a curated record.